AUGGACAAGAACGACGCUUGCCUUGACCUCCUCCGUCGAUUACACCCACGCAACGUUGAGCGUAACCUUGAGAGCCUUUGCCAACUUGUCGCCGGUGACGAUGAGCUUGUUGAGGAUCUCUUAGGAACUGUGGACGUGCCGCUCAAAAAAGCCAAGUGCAACGAGCUGGGGAAAUCUUACUUGUUGUGUGAUUACAAUCGAGAUGGCGACCUGUACCGUUCUCCUUGGUCGAACCAGUUUUAUCCGUUGCCGGAAGACGAUGAUGGCCCUCGUCCGCUGGAGAAGCUUCGGGAACUCGAGAUAGCGGCCAACGAAUCUUUCGAUAUUUAUCGUGAUUUGUAUUACGACGGCGAAGGGGUCUCUCUGGUGUACUUAUGGGACACUGAUGAUGAUGACUUCGCUGGCGUGGUGCUCUUUAAGAAAGAAAAUGAGGGAGGACUGUGGGAUCUGAUUCACGUUGUUGAAGUUACGAAUGUUCUGGACACACAAGCCAAGUAUCGCAUCACGCUGACGGUAAUCUUGGAUUUGGGAUCUGAACAUGAUUUACUGUUAAGUGGAAAUAUGACCCGCCAAUUGGAGGCUAGCUUACCUCUCGAUUUGGAGCAAGCUCCACUGAAGAGUUUAGCCCACUUAGUAAAUUUGGGUCAAUUAGUCGAAAAGCAAGAAGGGAACAUUCGCAAUUUGUUACAAGACGUAUACUUUGACAAGUUGAAGGACGUUUUGUUGCGGGACUUGCGUUCAGUUGGCGACGUAAGUGAAAAGCGCGUGGAGGAUGAAAAGCACGCCGAUGUCAUUCGCGGUUUACAAGAGUUGUAG
Messenger RNA from Diutina rugosa, 816 nucleotides. RefSeq names its product F-actin-capping protein subunit beta. The transcript has a single exon. Gene Ontology annotation, molecular function: actin filament binding. Gene Ontology annotation, cellular component: actin cortical patch; cytoplasm; F-actin capping protein complex. The coding region runs from base 1 to 816 and encodes 271 amino acids. Gene Ontology annotation, biological process: cell morphogenesis; barbed-end actin filament capping; actin cytoskeleton organization. The record is from RefSeq and is a predicted model, not a curated record. NCBI's taxonomy places the organism in Eukaryota, Fungi, Ascomycota, Pichiomycetes, Serinales, Debaryomycetaceae.